Aspergillus chevalieri is the source of this 735-nucleotide messenger RNA. RefSeq lists its product as uncharacterized. The transcript has a single exon. Lineage: Eukaryota; Fungi; Ascomycota; Eurotiomycetes; Eurotiales; Aspergillaceae. Bases 1 to 735 code for a protein of 244 amino acids. The record is from RefSeq and is a predicted model, not a curated record.
AUGAGCCUCAGCGGAAACCGAAAUAUCGUCAUCGUAGGAGUCGGCUCCCUCAUGUCCAAAUCCUUUGCCAUCUGGCUCGCAAUCCUAGGAUGGAACAUCGCCUUGGUGUCCCGCUCCGAGAAGGACCUGUCCGCCAUCGCCGACGAGGUGCGCAGGGCCCAGAAAGGCAAAGAUGUCAGUGUCAUCUACCAGGCUGUCGAUGCUAGCGAGCCCUCAAUUUUGAAGGCUAUGCUUGACUGGUGUGUCCGGGAACUAGGAUGCAAGUUAGAUGUUCUGAGCUACAAUGCGGCCCGAGUCGCCAUGACUGAUAUCGCCAAAACGGCACCCGAGGAGCUGGAGAAAGACUUCAGGGCCUCAGCCGUGGGCACUAUGGUGGCCAGUCAGUGGUUUGCCGAGGGCAAUUCCCGGGUCGAUCGUAUUGCAGAGGGGGAAUGGCCGCUUUUUCUCGUCACUGGGGGAAUCCUGGAUAAAGAACCGCAACCGACUUUCGGCUCGCUUUCCUGUGCCAAAGCUGCUUCACAGACAGUCAGCCGCAUAUUCGCCAAGGUUCUGCCGGACAAGGCCAACAUCCUGGUGGGUAUGCCACUGGUUGCGGGACGGGUUGUCAGUCCGAUGAGCGAGGAAUAUCACCCAAGGGCGCGGCAACGUCGACACCGACGCCAUCAUCCCCAAGCACUUCUUAUUGCUUACGAGAGAUUCAUGCACUUGCAUUUCCACGGUGCUUACUUCAAAUAG